AUGAAUUUUUUUAAAUUUUCAUGGGGUGCAACCUUCGAAACACAAGUCCGUUCUUUUAUCGACCAAACACAGAACAUUUCUGAUUGGACGGAUUUGUACACCCCACUUAACAAUUUGCUUGGAGCUGCUUCAACGAGUCGAAUACCAACACUUCCAUACAAGACGGAAUUUUUAGGAGUUUUAAUAAAAGCGUCCGACCCCGUUUUCCCACAACUUGUUCAUGGUGUUUUAAUCGAUUUAAUCAUCACUUUUUUCAAAGGAUUUACCGAAGAAGAAUUGGAAGAUAAUAUUCAAGUGUUAAUGCCGCCUCUUUUUGUUAUGGGCAAAACAGCACUUCCGCUUAUCAGGGCAAGGUGUAUUGAAGUGGUGCAACAUUUUGUUUUGGUAAGACAACCACUUUUAGACUCGAUGACGGAACCAAUUAUAUCUUGCUUUUCUCAGUCAUUACUCCAACCGCUCAAUGGACUUUCCGAGCUUGCUUUCACUCUUUUUAAAAAUGUGAAGAGCAAGAAUCAAUAUUUAUUUGAAAAGACUAUGUGGGUUUAUUUAUAUACAACACCACACACACGACAAGGUCUUUUACAUUUCAUGGCUUCGACUGUUUACACGCCAGACUUCAGAAAUGUUACUCAAAGUGAUGUGCAUCGUGCUCUCUGUGAAUUGUUGUGGUGUAGUGAUGUCUUGGUAGUCAGCAAAACGCUCGACUUUUUGAACGACAAAAUCCCGAUCAAUUCAGUGGUCUUUUCUGAUGAUCAAAAGACAAAAUUAAUACAAAUUGUCCUCAAACUGUUCACGUCGAAAGACUCUGGUAUCGUUCAAAAAGCGUGUCUCUGGCUUAUCGGAACACCAGAUCAAAACCAAUUCACAGAGAACACUAAACAACUCUUUUUGUGUGGAGUAAACGAGUUAAUAAGUACAUUUUAUGAGACUACAAUUGACACCACACAAAUAUUAGUGUCGAUCGUUAACAACAAAAUGUUGACUGAAUUUGUUGGCAAUUCUCUUGCACUUCCAUUACUCAAAUUGUUCAUAAAAAUUAACAGCAAGAAGUACGACAGGGAGCGCUCUGGAGCAAUUCAAUCAAUUUUGCACACCACGUUCUCUCAGACCUUUUUCGACGUUUUUAAUUCGCUUGAACCCACAGAAAAAAUUGUCUUGGCAAUGUAUUACUUUCCAUCACAAACACAAGUCGAGGAGUACACCAAAUUUGUCAUUUCAUUGUUUAAAACAAUUGUGUUGGAUUACUUCUCCAAAGUCGCAAAGAAAUGCGACCUUCCAAUUUUAGAAGCCGCUCUUGUUAUUAUCAAGAAGCUCAUUUCAAGUCUUCACGAGACUCUUAAGCUUGAAAUAUCCUUUUUGGAAGUGCCCGAGUUAUUAAGAACAGAAUUGAAUCAUUUGGUGCAUGUGUUUAAUGAGAGUGAAAUGUCGACAUUUAGUAACAUGAUGCACUUAGUACAUGCUUUUGCAACAAUUACUCAGAACGAGUCUUUUCACUCCAAACUCUCAGACACACUUUGUGAACAUAUUUUGGCGUCAGAGAAUUUGGCGUCGUCAUUAGUUUGUUGCAAACUCUACUUUAAAUUAGUAAGUGUCUCUCAAAAGUAUACCAAAACAAAUGAAAUUAUUUCUUUUCUUUGGAAAAACGUGUCGACGGGGGAACAAUUUGUGCAAAUUAUAAUUUCCUUGUUGGCUGUAAAUGCGGCGUAUUUGCCGAUUUCUAUUUUUAAAGAGAUCGAAGACUAUGAGCGACUUUUGGUGUGUAUGCACCUCUCUGUGUUUUAUGAGAAGAUGAUCAACACCGAGCAACUCGAAUUUGUCGUCUUUUCAUUGAUGAAAGCAGACACCACAUAUUUCAAAGUCUAUAGAGACUGGUUUGCGUUCUUGAUGACACGCAACCCAACAUUUUUUAUCACUACAAUUCUUUCUGUGUUAAUUCCACCUAAAAAUACAACUGAAUUAGUACAAACCAAUUCGGAAACAGUGAUUAAACUGUUAUAUACGAUCAAAUUAAAUACAACAGAACAAAUAGAAAGAGAGUCGACAUUUGUUAAUUACUUCUCUAAACUGAUUGAAUCGGACAUUCCAGGGUGUCUGGAAUUAUUAAUAUCAGCACAGACAACACAUGUCAUGUUCGACUUACUUGAUAUCUACUCGAUGCCUUCUAAUCAAACAAACACGCCAAUUUCUAUUGUUUUCUUUAUUAUAGAACAAAUCUGCGUUGUCAGAGAAAGCAUCCCAGCAGCAGACUUACUCAUUACAUUGUUCACUAGAUUUGGGCAUUCUAAGGUCAUCACCACUUUUGCCCAAGAAACAUUAAAAGCUGUCGGGCAGUCACUUUCAUUACACACAUUGUCGCCAGUCUUCUCAUCUAAGUUACUUGUUUUGGCUCGAAUUCUUCUCAAGUCCACUUCUGAAAGUUGUACAGAAAGAGCAAACAAUUUGGUGUUACCAGCCAUCGACGCAUUACCCACUACAAUUCUUGUCAAUCCAGAAAUAUUGACAGACCUCGCCUUUUACUCGCCAAACACUUUUUUACCAACUUUGACAACAAAAAUCCUCCCAGAGCUCUUCUUAAAAAUUCCAAUGUUGAUCAAAGCUAACAAUGACACUUUUUAUUCCAAUGUCCUCAAUUUGCUUGGUAUAGUCUGCAGACUGACAGAUAGAGUCUUUGAAGAAUAUCCGCCAUGUUCAACACCAACAAAUUCAAACAUCACUGUCUUUGGAUUUCGAAGAGAGGAGCAUUUUUUCAAGCCACUCAUCUUUGGACUCUUUUCAAUGAUUUUCGAGGUCUACAAUCAACUCAGCAAAAUCCAAAUUAAAGAGAUCGAGAAAUGUGUUAAACAAAGUUUGGUCUCUUUAUUAGAACAAGUCUUUGUGAAUUUCACUGAAAGUUUAUUAGAACACGUUGGAAAUGAAAAGGAACACAGACAGGUAUUCAACACACUCUUUUUGCUCUUUCCAAAGCCAAACGUCAAAUUACUUGUCCUAACAUUCUGUGAGUUGUUUAAAGGAACCAAAAUACCCGAAGAGACGUUAUAUGAAAUUAUAAUACAAAUAUUGCCCGUUGCUUCGCUUGACGAUUUGAUGUCUGUGUUGCCAGAGCUUGUAAAAUUCAUGAACGCAACUGCAACUGCUUUACAAAAAAGUUCGACUUCGAAUUUUUUUAAAUCGCUGAAAUCACUGGCGUCUUGUGUCGAAAUCAAAAACGUUCCUAAAGACCAAUUUUUGAACUCCACCAAUUUUUCAAGUUUGUUUAACACGGCAGUUACGAAAAUUUCUAUUCAAGACGAUUACAAAUGUUUUGUCAGUGAUGUGAUCCCCCUCAUGAUAGCAGUGAAUCAAACAACUAAUGGCUUCGUCACGUUCUUUACCGGAAAUAAUUGUUUGACACCGUUUGUGCCACAACUUGAGAGCUUACUUUCUCAAGGCAAAACGAGUUUUGUUGAUGAUGUGCUUCUACUAUUACAGAAAUCAAAUUUACUGACGGGGAAAUGGCAAAAUAUAGUUGUCUCCAUUUUUACUCAAAAUAACUUUUUCAGUUCAACACCAUCACGUUUAAAAGUGUGGAUGCCUAUCAUCAACACAGUAUUUUCACAACGGAUCGAAUUGGUGUGGAAAGGAUCGAAAGGGUAUUCGAAUCGGAAAGAAGAACCACAUAACCCACUUGAACUUCGAAGAGCAGCUUUUAUAGUCUUAUGUGGGAAAUACGGUGACUUCGACAAAUUAGCAAUGGAGACACUUACCAUUCUCUCACAUUCAAUUUUAUUACCAAAAAUUAGCGAUGAUGAGUUAUGUAGUAUAUUACUCUUUGUCAGAGUUAUUAUUAUCAAGUGUUCCUUUGUGAUGGUUAGGUGUUUGUUUGGCACCAUUUUGUAUCAACUCAUGGACAUUUUAAUGAACAACGGCGAUAAAGAAUACUCUCAAAACACAAUAUUAGAAGCUCUGAAAAUUAUAGACUUUGCCAAUGUUUGUAAUCAAAUAGAUUUUGAUCCAUUAAGAUGGGUAUUUAAUGCACCAAUGACGGGAGUAUCACCUUCACUAUUUCCAAUUAUAAGUAACAUCAUUCCGCCACACUACACCCCUCUUAAUGAAACACCAAAUAUGGCAUGUCCAGUGAUCACUGUACACUCAAUCAAAAAACAAGAAGACACCGUCGAACUUAGAAAAAUUCUUGCAAACUACAACAACCUCCUUUUUGCAGUGAAGACUAAACAACUCGACAUGGACAAGACGCUUGAGUUGUUGCUCAAAGACUUUGUUAUUUGA
Molecule: messenger RNA, 4266 nt
Organism: Entamoeba invadens IP1
Lineage: Eukaryota; Evosea; Mastigamoebida; Endamoebidae
Exons: 2
Coding region: 1-4266 (1421 amino acids)
Biological process (GO): Golgi to endosome transport
Cellular component (GO): endosome; trans-Golgi network
Source: RefSeq, a predicted model, not a curated record